AAUUUAAAAAGUAAUACUAUCCGCCAUGUUGGAUAUUGGUGGUCCGAGGAAUACAGUUCAGCUCAAGUACACGGAGUACGGACAUUAUACACGAACAUCAGAUAUAAUCGAUGCUAUAACCAUUAGCGGCACGUACGGUCUAACAUGGUCGACAAUGUUGUGGAGGCCUGGGACGUUCACUGUAGGCCUACUGCUGGUAGUUGUAUCGGUCUUCGCUGGAGAAGGCGGAAAAGGUUCUGACUCCUACAGUAGCAGUGGUGAAGAGCUCGAAUCUGGGAGCGAGGGAGAAGAUGGUUCGAUACAAACAGGUCACCAACACAAAUUCUGGGUCCCCACAUACAAGGGCACUAAUCCUCUCAACCGGCGGAAAAUAUCUAUUACUACUUCGGAGAUCGAGAAGUACGACCGCUCCAUCGACGUGUCCUUGUCUGGGGUUGGCAAGAACAGGACGCGGGUGAGAGAGUCGAGUGACUCUAUGCCUCUAAUCUGGAAUGGAGAUAACAUCCCUCGCAACAGCAGCGAGAAGAGCAUCGAGCUGUCGUUGGUGUCUAGAGAUGUAACGCUGGAGUCUGCUGAGGGGAGGAAUUCAUCGGGGGCAAUAAACAAGAAGUCAUUAAUUUCAAAAACUAAGUCUCACACGCCCCAAUCUGUGAGGGAGAAACAGCGAACGCCGAACAAACUUACAACUGUUAAGAAAAGGUAUUCGGAAAUAUCGACGAUGAAAAAUAUCAAAAAAAGCAAAUAUCUAGAAAAAGAGGUAACGUCACAGUUUUUCGACGAGCUCGGCAAAGCCAAAGACAAUGAAGCGAGAAAGACACCUGAGUUCUACAAACGACUGGCUAAAGACGCUGUUAGAAACACGGAGAAUAAGUUGAGUUCUCGGAGGACGAUCAGACCAAAAUACACUCGUUCUCCAAAAAGAUCCCGACCUGAGAUAAUAAAAGUGAACUUGGACAGCAAGAGUUUAGAGAAACCGAAUAUGGAAGAUGAAAUUCGUUUUUCUACAAGACACAAUCAAAAACAAGGUCAAAUUCAAGAGUCAGAAAUGAAAACUGGUGGAAAUAAAGGUAAAGAUUUCAGAUCUCAAUUGAAAAAAGAAAGAAAAAUAGAAUCCAUAGCUAAAGAAAACGGGAUGAAUAAAACAAAAAGUUAUACAACCGAUAACAGAAUACACAAAACAGAUAUUGCUUCACGAGAAGAGACAUCUCUGUUAUAUAACGAGGAUUACAGUGUACGGGAUGAUUCAAAUGGUGAAGUAGGCACAGAAGAAGAAGAAGAAGACGACGACGAAAGAGAAAAAGAAGAAGGGGAAGACAGUUUCACCGAAUUUUGCGACUAUAGCGCAUGGUCUGAUGCAUUAGCUAGAAAUAAAACUGUAAAAAAACAGAAAAAGAAAAAACCAAAACAAGAAGUUUUCGCUGAGAAGUCUUCAACAGAAAUGCGAAAAUGGCCUGGAAAAGAAAUAAAAGACAAGGCUGACAAGCUGAGGAAAAAGGAAGGGAAAGUUUCUAGAAAAAAGAAGAGGGAUAGAGCUCUUAAGAAAAGAAGAAAUGAAAGGAAAUCAAUGAAAAGUAAGGCAUACGAUGAUUAUGACUACGAAAAGACGAGUCCAAAGAGAACAAGAAAAUAUGAGUAUGACGAUAAUGACUAUCAAAAGAAGGGCCGAGCAAGAGCUGAAAAAUAUAAAGACGACUACGAUUAUCCCGAGAAGAAGAUUAGGAUGAGAACAGAAGGAGAAAAACGACACGCGGUUAAAGAAGUUAAAGCCUACUUGGAAAAGAUGGAUAAACAGUACGGAGGAAGACCAGGUAGGGACGGGAAAGAUAAAAUGGCACAAGAACAAAGAGGCCGAGGAAGAGAAUAUGAAAGAGGUGGGCGAUUUCGGAAUAGGGAAAGAAGAAAAGGAAGGGAUUAUGGGUAUAAAAGAAGAAACUUUGAGGGAGAUGAAGUUAGGAGAGGCAGGGGUGGAGAUAGAGGACGGGGGAGAGGUAGACAAGAUGAUUGGAGUAGAGGAAGAGAUAGAGGAUAUGAGAGAAGAGGUCGGGGAGGAUAUGGCGAUAGAGAAGGUGGAAGGAGUUAUAGGGGAAGUGGGAGGGGAAGGGGAAAUUAUAAUAGAGGACGAAGAGGUAACGGUCGAGGGGAAAGAAGAGGAAGUAGAGGACGAAGAGAUUAAAACCAAAAACCAAAGAGUACCAGCUUUACUGUAUGAAUGGAAACUCAAAAUUAAUUAAUAGGUUUCGUAUUAUAUAUGUACAGUUGCUUAAAGUAUUUUAUGAAUAGAUGAAUUAUAUGAUUUUAUAUAUAUUAAUCAUAUAAAC
This is a messenger RNA of Homalodisca vitripennis (glassy-winged sharpshooter), 2318 nucleotides long. RefSeq lists its product as uncharacterized. The record is from RefSeq and is a predicted model, not a curated record. The transcript has 2 exons. The coding region runs from base 26 to 2173 and encodes 715 amino acids. NCBI's taxonomy places the organism in Eukaryota, Metazoa, Arthropoda, Insecta, Hemiptera, Cicadellidae.